AUGUCCGACAGGAAUCUCCGCAAGGCCAACGGCCUCCUCAUGCACGUCCACGACCCAAAGUCGGGCCCCGUUCUCCCCAAGGAGGGCGAGCACAAUGUCCUCAUCACCUCCGCCCUCCCUUACGUUAACAAUGUCCCCCAUUUGGGAAACAUUAUCGGCUCGACCCUCUCCGCUGAUGUGUUCGCCCGCUACAACCGCACCAAAAACAUCCCGACCCUCUUUGUCUGCGGCACCGAUGAGUAUGGCACGGCGACCGAGACCAAGGCGCUCGAGGAGGGCAUUACUCCGCUGGAGCUCACGACCAAGUUCAACAAGCUCCACACCGAGGUGUACGAGUGGUUCGAGCUCGGCUUUGACAUGUGGGGACGCACGUCCGACCCAGCGCAGACCGAGGUCACCCAGGACAUCUACAAGCACAUCCACAAGAACGGCUUCUUCCAGCUCGAGACCAGCGACCAGACGUACUGCGAGGACGACGGCCUCUUCCUCGCCGACCGCUUUGUCGAGGGUGUCUGCCCCAACUGCGGUUACGAUGACGCCCGUGGCGACCAGUGCGACAAGUGCUCGCUCACUUUCUCCUCUCCCACUGAGCUCCUCCACCCCCGCUGCAAGCGGAAUAAGAACCACAAGAUCUCUGUUCGUCCCUCGACACACUCGUGCAUUCGCCUGAACGCGAUCCAGCCUCGCCUUGAGGAGUGGAUGCAGCACGCACGCGUCAAGGGCAAGUGGUCAUCGAACGUUGUUAUCACCGACAAGGGAGAGAUUGUCGAGCCGCGCAUGCUCGGCGAGGGUCUCCGCCCCUCGGCCGUCACCCGCGACCUCAAGUGGGGUGUGCCCGUCCCAUCGGUCGACGAUAAGGAGGAGGACGACAAGCUCAAGGACAAGGUCAUCUAUGUGUGGUUCGACGCACCCAUUGGUUACAUUUCGAUGACCAAGAGCUACACAGACAAAUGGCAGGAGUGGUGGAUGAACCCCAAGAACGUCGAGCUGUACCAGUUCAUGGGCAAGGACAACGUCUACUUCCACACUGUCCUCUUCCCCGCCAUGCUUCUCGCGGACGGCCGCCCCUGGACCAUGCUCCACAACAUCUCGUCGACCCAGUACCUCAACUACGAGGACACCAAGUUCUCCAAGUCGCGCGGCGUCGGCGUCUUCGGCAACAAUGCUGCCGAGACUGGGCAGCCUGCUUCCGCUUGGCGUUACUACCUCCUCUCGCAGCGUCCCGAGACAGGUGACACCUCGUUCCAGUGGUCCAAGUUCAUCGCGUCGAUCAACAACGAGCUGCUCAACAAUCUUGGCAACUUUGUCAACCGUGUGGUCAAGUUCACCAACGCAAAGUUCGACUCGAUCGUGCCCGGCCCGUUGGGCGCCGGCGGCAAGCCGAAGCCCUCGAGCCAGAGUGCCGAGUGGGCCAAGCUCGAUGAGGAGUUCUUCGCCGACAUCAACACCAAGCUCAAUGAGUACCGCGAGCACAUGGAUGCCACCAAGCUCCGCGGCGGUCUCUCCACCGCCAUGUCGAUCUCGCACCGCGGCAACCAGUACCUCCAGGACUCUGGUCUCGACAACGCCCUCCUCGCUAACCACCGCGAGCGCUGCGCUGAGGUCAUCUUCAACGGCAUCAACCUCGUCUACCUCCUCUCCGUCGUCUUCCAUCCCUUCAUGCCCAGCUCGUCCAGGGACAUGCUCACUCAGCUCAACGCCCCCGCUCGCAGCCUGCCCGAGGAGUUCAGCAUCGACAUCCUUCCUGGCCACAAGGUCGGCAAGGCUGCGUACCUGUUCAAGAGGAUUGAGAACCCCGAGGAACAGGAAGCCGCAUGGCAGAAACAGUUCGGCGGCUACGACGCGCCCAAGGACGAGGGAGCACCCGCUGCCGACGCCAAGCCAGCUCCUCAACCCAAGGGCGCCGUUGACCACAAGGCCAACUGGGCCAAGUCGGCUGAGAAGAAGAAGAAGGCUGCUGCGGCUGCAGAGGCGUCGAAGAGUCCAGAGGAGCGCGACCUUGAGGCCAAGCUCGAUGCCCAGAAUCUCGUCGUGAAGAACAUUCGUACUGGACGUGGAGAGGGCAACGUCGAGGACGAGACGGCCAAGGCCAAGUCGCUCAAGACGGAGCUGGCGGCGCUACGUAAGAAGCUCAAGGCGACCAAGAUCUGA
Cutaneotrichosporon cavernicola is the source of this 2151-nucleotide messenger RNA. RefSeq lists its product as uncharacterized. Gene Ontology annotation, molecular function: ATP binding; methionine-tRNA ligase activity. The transcript is spliced from 6 exons. Gene Ontology annotation, cellular component: cytosol; aminoacyl-tRNA synthetase multienzyme complex. Gene Ontology annotation, biological process: methionyl-tRNA aminoacylation. The coding region runs from base 1 to 2151 and encodes 716 amino acids. NCBI's taxonomy places the organism in Eukaryota, Fungi, Basidiomycota, Tremellomycetes, Trichosporonales, Trichosporonaceae. The record is from RefSeq and is a predicted model, not a curated record.